AUCCGCCGCUAAAUUUAAAUUAAUUUUCUUUUAAAAAGGCAUGUGUGGUUUAUGUGCCGCGAAUCAAAAGACGCCAACGGCGGCACACGCAUAGACAGAUCAUUAAAAUCUUUCCCCGGUUGCAUAUGUAUAUAGCAGCGAUCGUCGUCGUCUAUUUCUUUUCUUUUUUUCUUUCUUUUUUGUUUUUCCUGCUUCUUCAUGCUAGUUUUAGCGCUAGUCUUUGUCCUUCGUCAAGCACCAGCCUCUCUUUUUUUAAAAAAAAUAAAUUUGUCUAAAUUGUUACCCAUAAUCAAUUAGGUUUAGGGUUUUUGAGACAAUUAAAGUAAAAAAAUAAAUAAAUAAAUAAAUAAAAGAGAAAUGGCGACUAUGGAUCUGAUGCUGAAAGGGUCAUGUAGUGGAUGUGGAUCAACCACCGACUUAUACGGAAGCAACUGCAAGCACAUGACAUUGUGCUUGUCUUGUGGCAAAACCAUGGCUGAAAAUCAUGCUAAAUGCUUUGAUUGUGGUGCUACUGUCUCUCGCUUGAUUCGGGAAUAUAAUGUUAGAGCAAGUUCUAGCAGCGACAAGAACUACUUUAUUGGUAGGUUUGUUACGGGUCUACCGAGUUUUUCUAAGAAAAAAAAUGCUGAGAACAAAUGGUCUCUUCAAAAAGAAGGUCUUCAAGGACGUCAACUUACUGAUGCCUUGCGGGAGAAAUACAAGAACAGACCUUGGCUCCUGGAGGAUGAAACAGGCCAGUUUCAGUACCAAGGUCAUCUCGAAGGUUCACAAUCAGCAACUUACUACCUAUUGAUCUUGCAGGGGAAAGAGUUUGUUGCUAUUCCUGCUUCUUCUUGGUAUAAUUUUAAUAAAGUUGCUCAGUAUAAGCAACUCACUUUGGAGGAAGCGGAAGAGAAGAUGAGGAACAGGAGAAAGACUGCAGAUGGAUAUGAGAGAUGGAUGAUGAAAGCUGCCAAUAAUGGACCCGCUGCAUUUGGUGAAGUGGAGAAGCUUGAUGAUAAGGACAGUGGAGCAGCUAGUGGAAGGGGACGUAAAAAGGCAGCUGGUGACGAUGAAGAAGGUAAUGUAUCUGACAGAGGAGACGAAGAUGAGGAAGAGGAGGCAGCAAGGAAGAAUAGACUUGGACUCAACAAGCGUGGUGGUGAUGAUGAUGAGGAAGGUCCAAGGGGAGGAGAUCACGAUAUUGAUGAUGAUGAUAUUGAGAAGGGUGAUGAUUGGGAGCAUGAAGAAAUUUUCACCGAUGAUGAUGAAGCUGUUGGUAAUGAUCGUGAAGAGCGGGAAGAUUUGGCCCCAGAGGUUCCUGCUCCUCCAGAAAUCAAGCAGGACGAAGAUGAUGAAGAUGAAGAAAAUGAGGAAGGUGGAUUGAGCAAAUCUGGGAAAGAGUUGAAGAAGCUCCUUGGUAGAGCUGGUGGAUUGAAUGAUUCAGAUGCAGAAGAUGACGAUGACGAUGAUGAUAUGGAUGAAGAUGUCAGUAUUUCUCCUGUACUGGCUCCAAAGCAGACACCUAAGGAGGAACCUGCUGACAACAGUCCUGCAAAACCAAUGACUUCUGCAUCUUCUAAGGGAACCCCUUCUACUUCCAAGUCAGCAAAGGGAAAAAGAAAAUUAAACAGUGAUGAAGCAAAACAAACUAAUGUUGCACCUCAGAAGAAGGUGAAGACAGAAAAUGAAUUAAAACCUACUGUAAAAGAAGAAAGUGCACCUACUAGUAAAAGUAGUGCAACUCCUAAAGCGGCGCCACCAUCAGCAAAAACAGGGUCCACGUCACCUGUCACUGAAGAAGAGAUUAGGGCAGUUUUGCUGCAAAAUGGGCCAGUAACUACACAGGAUCUUGUUGCUAGGUUUAAAUCAAGACUAAAAAGCUCUGAGGAUAAGAAGGCUUUUGCAGAUAUCCUGAGGAGAAUUUCCAAGAUUCAGAAAACCAGUGGAUCUAGCUAUGUUGUCUUAAGAGAUAAAUGAUGAUACCUUUUUUUUUUUUAUUUCUUUUGCAUCUAUCUUAUCUUAUGAAACUGGAAAGUGUAUAUGCUUCUCACUCCCAGAACACACAAUACUGAUCUGUGUGUGAGCUGGGGUGCGUGUUGUGGCUUUUUGCUGUGCCAAUUUGACAAGGAAAUCCGGUGCUGUAAAUUUUCUUAGCUACAAAUUCAGAGAUGUUUUGCCUUUGUUGGUAUUUAUUUCUUUUCAUGGUCA
Molecule: messenger RNA, 2190 nt
Organism: Ricinus communis (castor bean)
Lineage: Eukaryota; Viridiplantae; Streptophyta; Magnoliopsida; Malpighiales; Euphorbiaceae
Product: transcription initiation factor IIF subunit alpha
Exons: 9
Coding region: 358-1959 (533 amino acids)
Biological process (GO): transcription initiation at RNA polymerase II promoter; positive regulation of transcription elongation by RNA polymerase II
Cellular component (GO): transcription factor TFIIF complex; nucleus
Molecular function (GO): RNA polymerase II general transcription initiation factor activity; DNA binding; TFIIF-class transcription factor complex binding
Source: RefSeq, a predicted model, not a curated record